This is a messenger RNA of Pezoporus flaviventris, 9002 nucleotides long. RefSeq names its product leucine rich repeat and Ig domain containing 2 (gene LINGO2). NCBI's taxonomy places the organism in Eukaryota, Metazoa, Chordata, Aves, Psittaciformes, Psittacidae. The transcript has 4 exons. Gene Ontology annotation, molecular function: protein binding. Bases 417 to 2237 code for a protein of 606 amino acids. Gene Ontology annotation, cellular component: plasma membrane. The record is from RefSeq and is a predicted model, not a curated record.
AGUUGCUUUAGAUGAAAUGAAGUUGGCAGUCUCUAGCAUAUUAAAGUCUGAUCUUGGGAUGUGGACACGCAGAAAUUUACUGCUGCAAUUAUGGAUUCAUGAAGACUUAAAACCAUCUGGGGUGUGCAUGUCAUGGCAACAAAGAGCUGAGCAAGUUGCAGAACCCUUACCAAAAAUAUGUGCAGCAAUUAUCUCCAGGACUUGAACCCACUGAGUCUUAAGGUGUGUUUCAAGCACUUUGAGUAUGGUGCCAUGAGAGAUGCUGUUGUCCAUGACAGGUUGGGAUUAUCAUGAUCAAGUGCUCUAUUUUGAUUUCACCCAGUGGCUAAAAGAUUUGUGUGGCAAAGAGGAAGUGUUGGACUUUUAAAAGCAUUAAACAGGCCCGUGACGGAGGGUUAGACCGGAUCAGUGGAGUCAUGCAUCACACAGCUGUAUCAUGCUGGCAGCCUUUCUUGGGUCUGGCUGUGCUGCUAGUCUUCACAGGCAACACCAUAGGCUGCCCAGCCCGCUGUGAAUGCUCAGCACAGAACAAGUCUGUCAGCUGUCACCGACGGCGUCUGAUGUCCAUCCCAGAGGGCAUUCCCAUUGAGACCAAAAUCUUGGACCUCAGCAAGAACCGACUGAAGACUGUCAACCCUGAGGAAUUCACAUCGUACCCUUUGCUGGAGGAGAUUGACCUCAGUGACAAUAUAGUCGCUAAUGUGGAGCCUGGAGCCUUUAACAACCUCUUCAACUUGCGCUCCUUGAGGCUGAAAGGAAACCGUCUGAAGCUGGUCCCCCUUGGGGUGUUCACUGGGUUGUCAAACUUAACAAAGCUUGAUAUAAGUGAAAACAAGAUUGUCAUUUUGCUUGACUACAUGUUCCAAGAUCUACAUAACCUGAAAUCCCUGGAGGUUGGGGACAAUGAUUUGGUUUAUAUAUCACACAGGGCCUUUAGUGGACUGCUUAGCCUGGAGCAGCUCACCCUGGAAAGAUGCAACCUCACAGCUGUACCAACAGAAGCUCUUUCUCACCUCCACAAUCUUAUCAGUCUGCAUCUGAAACAGCUCAACAUUAACUCUUUGCCGGCAUAUGCCUUUAAAAGACUUUUUCGCCUGAAAAACCUAGAGAUAGAGGCCUGGCCCCUCCUGGACAUGCUACCUGCCAACAGUCUGUAUGGUCUCAACCUCACUUCUCUUUCUAUCACCAACACCAACCUGUCUGCAGUACCUUACUCUGCUUUUAAACAUCUGGUUUACCUGACGCAUCUAAACCUCUCUUACAAUCCUAUCAGCACCAUUGAAGCAGGCAUGCUUUCAGAUUUAGUGCGCCUGCAGGAACUCCACAUGGUGGGGGCCCAGCUACGUACCAUUGAAUCACAUGCUUUCCAAGGGCUCCGAUUCUUGCGCGUGCUUAAUGUGUCCCAAAACCUGCUAGAAACCCUAGAAGAGAAUGUAUUCCAUUCUCCUAAAAGCCUUGAGGUCCUCUGCAUUAACAACAACCCUCUAGCCUGUGACUGCCGUCUCCUUUGGAUUUUACAAAGGCAACCCACUUUGCAGUUUGGCAGCCAGCCACCAAUGUGUGCUGGCCCAGACAGUGUCAAAGAGAGGUCAUUCAAAGACUUUCACAGCACAGCUCUUUCCUUUUACUUCACCUGCAAGAAGCCCAAGAUACAAGACAAGAAGUUGCAGUACCUGGUAGUGGAAGAAGGGCAGACAGUGCAGUUGAUGUGCAACGCUGACGGGGAUCCGCAACCUACCAUAUCCUGGGUUACCCCACGUCGGAGGCUGAUCACAGCUAAAUCUAACGGAAGAGCCACUGUGUUAGGAGAUGGCACCCUGGAGAUCCGAUUUGCUCAAGACCAGGACACUGGGAUCUAUGUUUGUAUUGCAAGUAACGCAGCUGGGAAUGACACCUAUUCGGCUUCCCUUAUGGUAAAGGGGUUUACCUCAGACCGUUUCCUUUACGCCAACAGGACCCCCAUGUAUAUGACAGACUCCAAUGACACAAGUUCCAAUGGAACUAAUGCAAACACCUUCUCUCUGGACCUUAAGACAAUAUUGGUGUCAACAGCUAUGGGCUGUUUCACAUUCCUUGGAGUGGUUUUAUUUUGUUUCCUCCUUCUUUUUGUGUGGAGCCGAGGGAAAGGCAAACACAAAACCAGCAUUGACCUUGAGUAUGUCCCUCGCAAAAACAAUGGUGCUGUGAUUGAAGGGGAGGUUACUGGACCACGGAGGUUCAAUAUGAAAAUGAUUUGAUGGUAUUUUGCUAGCAGUGCUUUUUCUGUGGCAUUAAAACCAAUUAAACCAGCCUGGCAUGUGGAAUUGCUAGGCAGAUGCAGCUUAAUGCAGCUGUCACUGUAUCAAAAGGUUACAUGAAAAUGGAAAGACUAUUUGUGGUUAUACAGCAGAGCCUCCAGACCUUGAGGCAGAUAUGUCAGGGCCUUUCAUAGAACUGGGAAAUUGUACUAACUGUUUGCAUUGCAAAUAUUGGCAUUCUGGGGAUAUCAGCAAUGAACCACUGGCUCAUGCUCAUGGACAAUUGUUCAACAUUUUCUACCACUACAAAAAUAAAAGAAAAAAAAAAAACAAAAAAAAAGCCUACAGUGUAGGAUUUACAUACUUAAGGAAAAAGACACAUUUGUCUAAAACAUACUCUACAGUGAAAUUUGUAUCUAUAGAUCUCAUUUGAUAAAAUCUUUCAUCACCCCUUCUAGUUGGUUCUACGCCACAAAAAAUUGGUAGUUUUUUUUUUGUUUUUUGUUUGUUUGUUUUUUAAUCUACAUCUAUACUGUGUACAUUUUAAAGCAAUACAAAUGAGAGGUUAUGCUUUUAGAUAUCCACCAAUACUGACCCGAGUGUGAUGUCACCUUCCUUUUAAAUACCAUCUAACCCAAAUUAGACUCUUGCAGUUACCAAUUAGAAAUAACAUAUUUUUCUCCUCAUGUAGAAGGCCAGAGAUGAAUAGUUGAGAGGAAAGAUGUUCAGCUCUGUUGAUCUUCUCUUCAUAUAAAUAUAAGGCAUGUGCCUAGUUUUGAUACAGAAUGGAAUAUUUUUUAUAUCUGUGAUAUCACACUGGACCAGUUUACUGUAACAGAGCCCUGGAUCCCACCCAGGGAAGGCAACCCACUAGACAUUUCUGGCAUAGAGGAGCUGAGUUCUACCUUGAAGAGAGAGAGCUGUUUUUGUUAGUCCUGAUUUUAAUUUCAAAGCCACUGCUAAAAUGUUAACGUAUACUUGACAAAAAGAAAAAAAAAAGCAUUUUACAUAAUCCUUGGGAAAUAUGAUUGUCUUACUAUUUCUAAAAGUAAACUAAAACAUACAAAUCCUCUGCUACUAGGAACGAACUCUUCUCCAAUGCCAAGUAAACUAUGGUUGUCCAUGCAUAAUACAGGGAUCAUAAAGCUAAAAUAAUCUUUUAAAACAUGAUAGCCUCAAAAAGGCUAGCAUACUGCCAGAUAAAUGAACCUCUAGCCACAGUCAUUCUCAUCUUGUAUAUUUGUAGAUAACAGAUAAACACAAAACUAAUUUCCAAGAACAGAUUACUUACUUAGCUGUUCUUGAUGCCAUUUUAAUAACUAUGUGGUUAUGUUUCUUUCAGGGGCAGUAUCUUAGAGGAAGAGGGGCAAGUUUUUCCAGGUUUUAGAAAGCUUUUUAAUGGAGGGAAGACAGAAGUGGAAUGUUAGUUCAGUAGAAGUAACCUUUUUAGUUUGUUUUAUGUCUCAAAACAAAUCUCAAAAGGCUCAGAACUGAAACUUUAUUCUUUAUCGUUGAUACUACUGAUCUUACUUUGAAAUUCUCAGUAAUGGGAAGAUAGAGAGUUAUUCAGCCACCUCUCAAUUUUCCAGCAAUUAUGAGCCAUAGGUUUGUUGCUAAGUGACUGAUAACAAAUACAAUUUGUAGAUAUUGUUUGACAUAAUUUGGAACAAGGAUGAUAAUGACUAUGUACGUUUAGCCAAAAUUAAUAUGAAAAUAUUAUAAGACAGAACAUUCAGAUUAAUGUGGUUUCAGAACCUGCAUCCAAUCUUAAAAUUAAAUUUCAGCACUUUGAAACCAAAGUCAGGCUGAUCUAUAAUGGGGUGUAGACUUUUAUAAAAUCAGUAUCCACAAUCUUUGGCAGAGAUUUUCUAAGCAGGAUAAAAAUCUCCCACUCCUAUAAAGGGCAACGUGCCAAAAGUAAAAUCUAGCUGUGCUUCCCUGGUGUACCCCUGACAUAGCUGUAGGACCCAAGGCUAGGCAGUUUUGAGAAUCUCUUUUCUUAGUGGUUGAUCUGUGGUUGCAUCACUGCUCCCUUUUAGGUCGCCAGACUAAGAAGAAUGCAAGGGUUGUUAGAAUUUUCUUCACUUUAGCUGGUUUUAAAUUUAGAAGUGAGUUUUCUUGCUGCUUUUUUUUUUUUUAAUGCUCUGAACUACUUAGUUGGAGAUUUAUGGAGAUGCUUGAGACUAAUCCUCUUUGUUCUAUGACAAUUUGUAGAACAUUAAUACAAAGGAAUAACCCCUGCCUAAAUUCUAACACCAGGGAAAUUAUUUUUGCUGAUAUAGUAACCACCGCACUGAAGUCCAAAAUUCUAGUGUACCUUAAUAUGGGCAGUUAAAGAAACAAAUGGGGAUAAAACAAAGUGUUUCUGAACUGCCCAUUGAAGACAUUUGCAUGUGCCUUUCCCUUGUAAUUGUCAUUUUUUUUUAACAGUAAUCUAUUGCCCCCACAGUCACUUCAUGUUAAAUGUUGAAAUCAAUGUUAGAAGCAAAAAUUCGUCAAAAUUCUAGACAGUUGCAGCUGAUUGAUUCAUAUUAAAUGACACAAUUAAAAAAAUAAAUCUCAAAAGAAAUAUCAAAAAAUGUGCUUUUAGGAUUAAUUAUGAAUUGCUGAAUUCCCCUAUUCCCUUAGAAUGACUCUAAAAAGUGAUUGCAUUGUUAGUGCACUGCAAGGUUUCCUGAGCAGCUGUGUGCUUAGUUACUUCUGUGAAAUGUGUGCUGGUAAUGAAAAUCAGCGCUUGCUCUUGCUGAGCACCACCUUGCAGAGCUGUCAGCAUUGUGUGUAUCGCCUUGAGUUCAGUCAGUAUUCGUUUUUUAAGAAUCAGUGUUUGCUUCCUGCCUCUAGCAAUGUUCUACUUUUUGUAGCCUAUUUAUUUCACCAUGGACUUGGCAAGGCAUAUGGCAUCUCUUAACAGAAGGGAGAACAGCAAGACUCAGAGACAAGCUUUUAUCUUGCUCCACAUAGUCUUCUUUGUAUGUGUUUGUGGGACACGUGCUUACUGUGGCUGUUUUGGAUGAAUAAGGAGUACAGCAUCAGGGUCAGACCUAUAUAAGCACCUUUGUGACAGUUCUUUUAAGAACAGGGUGGCUGAAUGCCUACUCUGCCUCUUGAAGGAGUCAUUUCUUUUCUGCUAGAGAUCAAAGAGACACCACAGUUUAUCUUACUGCAAAAGGAAAAAAGGACUGGGCUGUGAGGAGGCAUCUGACCCACAUGGAUGCACUAUCAUACAAUGAGACAGGUGGACAGUGCAUAUCUGCCACUAAAAAAGGGAAUGAAGUGUAUUUCCUUACCUCUGACAUGCAUAUUGUCUGGCCCCCAUGCUGGCACAAGACCAAGGCUGAACUCUCUGGGGAGUCAGUGCAGUGAGACUCUAAGGCGCAGCAAUAGUUCUGCAGAAAAGGAAAAAUCUGAAAAUGUCAAAACCACCAGAGUGACUUGAGAAAGCAGGUACCACAGUAAACUAGUCAAUAAUUUCUGUAAAAGAACCUCCCACAAAUACAUUUUGAUGGUCACUUCCACAGGCUGGUACUCCUCUCUCAUAAUGAAUGGAUGUACAAGUGCUCAGAUUCCCCUUGAGUGACCUGAAGAGGACCCUGUAGCAAUGUAUUAAGAAAAGAUUUUGCAAUAGUGUAAAAUGAACUAAGACUAAGUAGUGCCCCACCUCAGCCUUAUUUUUAGGUUUUGAGCUGGUUCUCUUCCCCCCUCCCCACCCUUCUUCCUCUGUUAUUAAUUGGCAGCAUUCUUUUCAGAAAUGCUUAGUCCACAACAUCAGCUCAGUUGGAUUCAGACUAGGAGACUGCGUUUACCCUCUAUUUCCCCUUCCCUCACCAUUCAUGCACCCUUUGCACCCUCAUGGUGCCAACAGGGUCAACAGCUCCAGGUACAAUUGAGAUCAGGCAGGAGACUUUGAGCCCCCUAUAGAAUUGUUGAUACAAGCUGAUGCCACUAGAUAUUUCUUUAAACAAUUUUUUUUUUUAAUUAAGUUGAUGUUAUUGUCACUCAUUCAAGUUUUCCUUUAUUACGUGAACAGUAGCUGUCUUUUUUUCCUUAUUUCUUGCAUCAUGGUAUUGCACCACCUACGAUGGUAACAAUUAUACUAUCAAAAAGAAAAUUAAGAAAGAAAACCACAUUACAUCCUGCACACCACAAAUUGUAGUUGAAGCAUAAGAGACACAGUAAGAACUCAGCAUGAAUAUUUAAUGGAAAAUCUUUUAAACCUUUUGAUAGGAGAAAAAAAAUUGUGUGGAGAAACUUUGGAAUGUAUGCCAUGUUGCGACUGAAUCACACCAAAGUUAUGUUGAAAUAGAGUUUCCUACACCCUGCCUAUAUGUCUGUCCUAGAUACUGGACUUUUCCCAAAAAACAUUCAGGAUGUGUGAAUGCCUGAAGCACACAUUUAACCCAUGAAAAGGCAAAUCAUUGUUCAAAUCCAGUAGUGAAAGCAGUUUCUGGAUGCCCAAGGAUAACAGCAGCUUCUAGCAAAGACAGCCAAGAAACUGCUGUCAUACAGUUAUUUUGCCUCAUCUGCUACUGCAUCCUGUGAAAAAAGGGUCCUUAGCCAGUAAUAAAAUGGAAAAUCUUUAUACAUUUUUCUUCAAAGGGGGCAACAUUUGUGUAAUACGCUACAGUUUCACCUCCAUCCCCAGCAAUGAAACAUCCAGGAAGAAGUGAGGAAGAGGAAACCUAUUCUGGCCAGUUUGCUAAUUACCUUUUUCCCCUUAAUGAUUUUAGUACUACCUGAGGGUAGCAUGACGACUGCUGUCUAUUCCUGUCCUUUCAGCUCCCAGUGUGGCUUGACAUGGAGUAGCAGGGAAAGAAGCACAUAGUCAGGCUGUCCCUCCUCCAUGAACUGUAACUCUGGUCUUCUCAAAUAAAAUAACCAGUGCAUCAGCAGUGUCUUGGAAAUGGCAGACUGCUGCAGCUCAUUUGUAGUUUUGCCAUAAGACAAUAUGUGGGACACAUGCUUUCUAACCCCAUUUCAGUAUCCUAGGUGACUGUGCUAAAAUAAAGUAAGAAAACUUUCAUCCAGUAAUUUAAAAGUUAAUUGUGCCUAAAGGAGUUAAAGGAGCACAUUUGGAAAAGGUAAAGUGCCUGAUUGCUGGAGAAUCCCUGAAACAAUAAGAUUUCUCAAGUUAGCUAAGCAAUUUGGAUGCCCUGUUUCUAUCACCUGUAAUAAGAAUUACAAACUCAAUUUCCCUUGGCAGCUUAGAAGAAUCGCAGCCAGUUGGUUCAGUGAUACAUGCUCCCUUUUUCUUUCUCUAGCUCUGCCCUCUUCCUUUCUCAGUUUCAAAUGACUGUGAUGCUAAAAGAUUUCUGGAUUCAGUUUAGUUUCACUGCAUAUUCACAUGGCUUUUGGAAUCUAGACCUCAAAGCAGGAUCUUAAAUCCUCUUCAAGCCAAAAAAUAGAAAUAAAAAAAAGAAGACAAAGCUUGGGUAAACCUUCUCCUGCAAAUAAAAUAUACCAACUUCUGUGAGCCUGCUGCUACUGAGAUAGCUACAAGCCAAAAGCAAUCUGCAGGUUGAAUGAGUCUUAGUCGUUUUUUCUUUUUUAACUAGAAGCAGGUGGUUGGAUAUAAGGCCAGCUGGAAACAAAAAUCUGUAUUUAUAGCCUCAGUGGAAGAAGGAAAGAGCUGGAAUAGUCAAGAAAAUGUUCCACAUUACUUCCACUUAAAAUUAAGAAUAUCCAUAUUCAAAUAGAUCAUAGAGGGGUACAAAAGAGUACAAAAUGGAACCAAAAUUAUCAUGAAGCAGAAGUCUUGAAGCAAGAGACUAAGAACGUAGUCAGGUAAUAUGCAUCAGGAGAAAUCCUCUUGACACCAUUCUCUUACUCCUUUGUUACACUAGAAAUUUGAUAAACAAAUCUAGGUUUUUUGCUUUCUACUAAGUAAGGCUAUAAUGGAAAACAAGCAGAACUUACAUUUUAGUUGUUUCUCACCUUGUGUCAUACUUUCUAUUCUAGAUUGCUUUAAUAUUUACCACUGCUUACUGAGCUGGAGAAUGUGAAAAUGUAGAUUCUGGGAAGAAGAAAAGAAAAAAAAAAAAAGCAAAAGGAAAAGAAAAUGUGUAACCUUAAAGAAGUCUGCCUAUUUCUAUGUGUGGCAUUUGCAAGGCAACAACAUUAUCUCCUCACACACAAGCCAAGAACAGUGGCUUGAAAUUUCAAGGCAGCUGUGAAGAUGGUUGUCAACUUGUAUACAUGUUAAUAAUAUCGAUCUUUCAGAAAACAAAAUAUGAUUGUUUCAUGAAGAAUUCACUUACUCCAUUUUGAUACAUAAAAUUAAAUGACACUUUUCCUUCAUUACAGUGGGCACUGUGUAAGAAGAAAGUAAAUGACAACCCUAAUCUGGUGAGCUUACAGCCAUACAGUAGAAAGCUGGCUUCUGGGCAAGUACAUAUGAUAGCAAGUCUCUCAUUGUUUAGGGAGGGAAUGCCAUAGUGCAUAUAUAUCAAAAUAUCAUCACACUUAUUGAAAUCUAUUUGCAAGCACAUGUAGUUCAUAUGUAUAUGUUUGUGUGUGGAAAAAAAAAAGUAAUUAGAUUUGUUUUGUUCUUUUCUUAUUUCAAGUAUUAAGUGUAUAUUGUUUUUAAAAGGUGACAAGGUUAACCAGAAAAAAAUGUGUUGUAAUUUAUUUUAAUAUAUAUGAUCAUAAGUAUGGAUGGGAAAUGAAACAGUCUUGCUGUUAUGAUCCAUGAAGCACACGACAUGUUGGGUUUGUCCAUAAGUUUGCUUCAUGUUUGAGCAAAAUAUGCUAAUAUAAUGGGGGGAGGGG